AUGUCUGCUGCUAAAAAACUCGACACUAAGAAGAAGGAGGAGAAGGAUAUGAACAACCUAGUACGAUCUUCGGCCUCGUUGCUGGUUUAUGCAAAACCCACCAACCAGGUGUUGUUUCUCAAACGUCCGGGAAAGGGAUCGUUUCCCGCGAGCCAUGUCUUCCCAGGAGGAGCUCUGGAUGCCAAAGAUCCGUGCCUGGAGUACUGUGCAAUCAGAGAGACCCACGAGGAGACGGGACUCUUGUGUUGCGACAAGCCGUUUGUCGAAAAAAAAGAGCUGUUUGAGCCCGUGUGGAAGAAACUGGGUUUGACCAAGCCUUAUGCUCAUCUUUUGCCUGUGUCAAAUUGGACCACUCCCCCUACCGGAGUCACAAACAAACGAUUCAUCAACCACCUUUACAUCUGCCCAGUUUCAUCGACGUUUGUACAUGACGUCCAGAUGCCCUCGGAAGCAGCUAUCAAGUCGGGGGAAUUCAAUAAAGGUGCGUUGGAGUGGCUGGGACCUAAAGAGGCACUUGACAAGUUCGAGACAGGAGAAAUCGUGCUCUACCCUCCUCAGUACUACCUUCUGAAGGCUCUGGUGGAAAAUAAUUGUGAGGAAAAGAAGGUGAGCGAGAUUCUGGGUAUGCGCAAGUUCGAGCCUGUGGUUAUCGAGUCGCUCCCAGCUCCCGAGGGACACAAAAAGCUCGUCAUGGACUGGGGCAUGGGAGAACGGGGUAUUAUCACCUUUAAGAAGGGCGUCCCUAUCAAGAUCGAGCAUCUCAGAGAUGUGCCCAAGUUGUAG
This is a messenger RNA of Yarrowia lipolytica CLIB122, 783 nucleotides long. RefSeq lists its product as uncharacterized. NCBI's taxonomy places the organism in Eukaryota, Fungi, Ascomycota, Dipodascomycetes, Dipodascales. Gene Ontology annotation, cellular component: mitochondrion. The record is from RefSeq and is a predicted model, not a curated record. Gene Ontology annotation, molecular function: hydrolase activity, acting on acid anhydrides, in phosphorus-containing anhydrides.